Molecule: messenger RNA, 2910 nt
Organism: Esox lucius (northern pike)
Lineage: Eukaryota; Metazoa; Chordata; Actinopteri; Esociformes; Esocidae
Gene: pik3ap1
Product: phosphoinositide-3-kinase adaptor protein 1
Exons: 17
Coding region: 201-2894 (897 amino acids)
Cellular component (GO): cytosol
Molecular function (GO): phosphatidylinositol 3-kinase regulatory subunit binding; signaling receptor binding
Source: RefSeq, a predicted model, not a curated record
CCCAACAUCAGGAAAUCAACUGGUGCUAUUAAUAUAUCAGCGCAGAAGGUUAGUGGGUAAAGGCUGUUAGUGCGAACAGACCAGCAUUCAGCUGGGGCAAAAUACGUUUUAUCACCAAAAUCAACGCAGUGCUAUUAACAGCUUUAGAACGUCUUGUGCUGUGGGAUGAUUUGCUGCAACUGUUCUCCAACUUCACAGUUAUGGAGGAAGUUGUCUUGCUCUCAGAACCGGCCAUAUGUGAGGUGUUGAUUGUGCAUUCUUGCGAGGCUCAGGAAUGGGCUACAUAUCUGCAGAAUAUACUGAAGUCUUCACGCAAGUUUCCCAAGAGGUCAAUUGUACUGUAUGCAGUGGACUAUGCUGAUGAUCUAAAUGGAUGGGACUUCACAGUUUUUCAUAAUAGUAAAUGUAUCGUGCUGCUGCUGACACCAACAAUGCUGGACAUUCUAAAUGCCACUGAAGUCCUAGGAAUUUUCCAGAGUUUCCUUCACCCUCCACAAAGAGUGACAGCUCUGUUGUGUGGGAUUUCCGAGGAGGACAUGCCCCCUGAAUGGUUUGAGGACUGGCACAGCUGGAGAAGAUUACAUGCUGAAGAUGAACCUUCUCUUUAUAUCUCCACUAUUCAAGAGUCAAUUGCUAACAGUUAUACAAAGGAGGCUCAAAAUGAAGCGGAAGAAGAGACAAAAACAGAAGCAAAAACAGAAGCAAAACCAGAGUGUGACAUCCCUUUGAGUAAAGAUGAGGAGAGAGAGAAAGAGUCAUGUGCUGAACCAGAGGGUGCCAUGGAAGAAACUGAAGAUGUGGAAAGAAAAAUUCCCCAAAACCUGUCAACAGAUACCACAUAUCCCGCCUGCCUCACUGUUCAACCGAACAAAGUUCUAUGUGGGGACAAUGCAAAAACUAUUUUCAUAAUUUUUUCAAAUAAACUGGAUAACCAGCUAAAACUGGAGGUGGAGUUUUCCUCUAAGGAUUCAGUGUCAAAACGAGUUGUUGGAGUUUUGGAAAACGAUUACACUAUUAGUGUUCGGGCACCAGAUAUGCCCACUGGAGAAGUGUCACUCACACUGCAUAGUUAUGUCUUACCAAUCUGUUUGAGGCCUGUGACAUACUACACAGCCAUGGGAGAAGUCAGCCGUUACCUACAACAUGCAACUUCUCCCAUUGACUUUUUGUGUCAGGCAUUCAAUAUCACAUCCAAUACCAGAGAGUCACUGGACAAUUUGCUGACAGAAUCUUUAAAAUGUAGGAUCCCAGCAACUGGACUUCAUGUGUUUGGAAUCAGACAAAUUGAGGAGGACGAUAUGGCUUCUUAUCAGCGACAGGAGGAGCUGCCUACUCUGCUUCAUUUCGCUGCAAAACAUGGCCUAAAAAAAUUGACCACAGUCCUGCUCCAGUGUCCAGGUGCCUUACAGGCAUACAGCGUCAUGAACAACAAUGGAGAGUACCCAAACACACUGGCAGAAAGGAACGGCUAUCUUGACCUCAGACAGUUUAUGGACGAGUUUGUGGAAACCGCCGACAUGCUGAAGUCUCAUAUUAAAGAAUCUAUCUCGCCUGAAGAUCAGGAGGUUUACGAGUCCAUGUCCAACUCCUCUCGAGAUAUUAUCAUGAAGUGUUCCCUGAAUCCUGGGUGCCAAGAAGACAUCUAUGAGUCCAUGAUAGGGUUAAAUUCAGAGUGCAUGGAGGACCUGUAUGAGGACAUGGAUAAGGCAUCAGGAGAGUCCCUUAAUCCGGAAGUCAUACUAAGAAAGUUUUUUCAAGGGAUGCAUGGUGCUACCCAUGUUGAGGAGGGCACAACUGAUGAAGUGGUUGGAGACCAGAUAGAGUACCCAGAGGGGUCUGAGGAAGAAGACCCUUACAUGUGUGCCACUGACGAAAUUUACGACACAGUGGAUGAGAAUGCUAGCUACCUCCCUGAAAUUUUAAACCGUCCUCCAGCCCCCAUUCCGCGGCCUGUAUCAAGUACAGAUCCUGAUGAGCCUAAGACCUAUAUCUCAAGAGUCUUCUCAGGAAAGGAAGAAUUAAAUCCAGAGAGGGACCUCCAGGAAACAGGGUCAUACAAUCAGGCGAUGCCUUUUGGAGACUUUGUCAACUCUUCCCACGACCCCUAUGCUGGAAUAAAGACCCCAGGCCAGAGGCAGCUCAUAGCUUUGCAGGAGAAAGUGAAAGUCGGGUUGCUAAGUGUAGAUGAUGCUGUCAGGGAAUUCAAGGCCUGGCAGCUGGACCAGGAUAGGAGAUCUCAGUCUUUGCGCUAUCAACAGGAAAAUUUAACAAGAUUACGCAACAGCAUUACCAGACGUCAGAAAGAAAAGGAGAAGUUUGGGAAGGAGAUGGGUUUGGAGAUAACUGCCCCAUUGCAGAGAGGUCGUCCCUGGGGCUCCAGCAUAGCCAUGGAGUGUUCAUUGUAUGAGCCCACCCCACAGGUUGUAGCCACACCCCCUGUGGUGACCCGGCCCAUCCAAAGAGGAACCUGGCAGACUGGCAGUACCUCCAGCACAUCCAGUAGUGGCAGUAACAGACUUAGCACACAUAGUACUAUUAGCUACAGCAGUGGGACUGAGCCUGAUUUUGAGGACACAGCAGACUUCCCCUCUCUUCCCCCACCACCCCCACGACCCCCAAGGAAUCCUGAGGCAGUGCCUCUACCUCCUCCCCCUAGAAUCCCGUCAAGACUACCAGAUAGUGUUGUUUUCUGUUCUACAUUUCAGGGCUUCAGAGAGAUUGCCGCCGGAGCGUUACAUAUCAUGCCCCUCUCGAGCACUUCCUCAGAAACCACCUCAAAGGCCCACAUAUCCCCCUCCUAUACCGCGAAGAACACGAUGACGUUCGUCACUGCUCUUGAUAUCAUUCUCAUAUCUGAAAUAAUAAAUUGUAUUAAAGCAGUUUUACUGCUAUAAACACCAAUAUAUAUAU